Molecule: messenger RNA, 1866 nt
Organism: Thrips palmi
Lineage: Eukaryota; Metazoa; Arthropoda; Insecta; Thysanoptera; Thripidae
Product: adenine DNA glycosylase-like
Exons: 9
Coding region: 147-1649 (500 amino acids)
Biological process (GO): base-excision repair; mismatch repair
Cellular component (GO): nucleus
Molecular function (GO): adenine/guanine mispair binding; 4 iron, 4 sulfur cluster binding; 8-oxo-7,8-dihydroguanine DNA N-glycosylase activity
Source: RefSeq, a predicted model, not a curated record
CGCCGUGUGAAAGUAAACACCACAACGCGCGGACGUAAAAAGCCUGUAGGUGCCCGGUUAGAUGAUAUUUUUAAUUUAUUUAAUGUAUUUAUUUAUUAGAUAUCAUUGAAAGCUGUGUUUUAUUUUCGAGAACUUUGAGAGCAGUAAUGGGACGGUCAAAGAAAACAGUCGGAAGGGGGUCUAAGCGUCGUGCGAGCAGUUCUGAAGAGAGCGAGUAUGAAGAAAAAUCAACCGCAUCAAAGCGUUCAAAAGGAAGGCCCCAACAAGCUGGAAGCAUACACGAUAUCCAUGAGUUCACUGAAGACGAUGGGAAGGAAUUCACGUCUUCUUUAGUGAACUGGUAUAAUAAGAACAAAAGGGACCUUCCAUGGCGAUCAUUGUCUAAAAGUCUCUCGUCAACUGACAAGGCUUAUUCAGUUUUGGUGUCAGAGGUAAUGCUGCAACAGACACAAGUAGUAACUGUCAUUCCGUACUACACAAAGUGGAUGUCUCGUUGGCCAACUUUCAGCCAUUUAGCCAAAGCGUCCCUUGAGGAAGUGAAUGAAGUAUGGGCUGGCAUGGGUUAUUACAGCCGCGCUAAACGUCUCUGGGAAGCAGCAAAGAAAGUUCACGAGGAAUUGAAUGCUCAAGUUCCAUUGACAAGUGUGGAACUACAAGAGAAGCUGCCUGGUGUUGGUAGAUACACUGCUGGUGCUGUGGCCUCCAUUUCCUUUGGUGAAAAGGUAGCUGCUGUUGAUGGCAAUGUUGUAAGAGUGCUGUCAAGAGUGCGUUGCAUAGGUGCUGAUCAGACAUCAAAGGUCGUUCUUGAUCACAUUUGGAAGUUAUCUGAACAACUAGUACCCUCCAAAGAGCCAGGAAACUACAAUCAAGCUAUGAUGGAUCUUGGUGCCACUAUUUGUACCCCCAAGAAGCCAUCUUGCAAAUCUUGCCCUGUGUCACAUGUCUGUUUUGCUUACCAACGAACUCAACGAACAAAUCCUUUAAAAGAAUUACAGGUUGACUUAUCUAAACCAGUUAUAGAGGACAUUGAAAAUGUCCCCUGUAGUUUGUGCCUGAAACAGCCUUGGGAUGCAGAGCUAGGAGUCAUGAAUUUCCCACAGAAAGCAAAGAAAGCACCACCCCGGAAAGAGGUGACUCUAGUUUGUGUUAUUAAUGCUUCUGAUGGUGAUAAGGAUGAGUAUCUCCUAGCAAAAAGACCUCAGGGUGGCUUAUUGGCUGGUUUGUGGGAGUUCCCAAACAUAUUGUUUGGUAAAGAACGAAAUGAAACUGAAGAAAGGACAGAGCUUGAUGAAACGCUGCUGAGAAAGCAGUGGGGAGCAAGUAAUUUUACAACUCAACCACAUUUUGUUGGGGAAGUUCCACAUGUGUUCUCACAUAUUCAUCAAUUAUACGUCGUCUAUUCACUAAGGCUCACUAAAAAAUCUGACGUAUCCAAUAAAAGUGACACUGAAACGGUGUGGAUGGACUCAGAUGAGAUCAUGUCAUCUGCCAUUUCAACAGCCAUGAAAAAGGUGUUUAACGAAUUUACUGCUUCCAAAACAAAAGGAAGCCUUGGUAAGACAGGAAAAGGACGCCCAAGAUCGAAGAAAACCAGUGUUGACACAAGUUCCAAAAAAGUUUCAGACUUCUUUAAGAAAAUUGAAAAGUGAACUUUUUAGUAACUAAUAAGUUUUUUAAAAGAUAAGAGAAUACAAACGCAUGAAUUAGACAUAAACUAUAAAGUAAUGAUGAGUUACGAUUGUGUAGACCAAUCAGAAGAAGUUGCAGCCCACAUGUUUUGAGGGCAAGCAAGCAAUGAGCAGAUUUCCAAUUUUAAACUUAGACCAGGACUGUGUGGUACAGAACAAAUAAAAAGAAAUUUAAGUA